Molecule: messenger RNA, 486 nt
Organism: Diuraphis noxia (Russian wheat aphid)
Lineage: Eukaryota; Metazoa; Arthropoda; Insecta; Hemiptera; Aphididae
Source: RefSeq, a predicted model, not a curated record
UAUAACUCUUAUCCGUUUUUAGUAUAUAAUAUCCAUGUUUUCGGUAAUAAAAUCAGAACCACCGAAGACAGUAAGAUAACAACAUGAAACUUUUUGGCCACAUUCAUCACUUACUACUGAUUUGUACGUACUUGACAUACCUCAUCAUCAUGACCAACGGAUAUCCGUUGCGUCCUAAUUAUUGUUCUUUGUAUGUUCCGGACGACAAUUUCGUUAUUGAUGAACCAACCGCACCGGUUGCCACUAAACCUAUACUGUUAGUCGGUAAGAGAUUUGUGGAAGAUAGUUCAUCAAACGACUUAAUAAAGCCAUCCGAAUCCAAUAUUAUGCUGAAGAAGAAAAACUCGGAAAUAAUUAGCGCUUUGAUGGGAUUACGCAGGGCCAUGUCAAACAACUAUGGCGAACAUCAUGUACACAACUGAUGAUGAUAUCAACAUUUUUGUUUUCUAGUAACAAUACCUAUAUUAUGUUAACACGUAUAAAUUG